This is a messenger RNA of Polypterus senegalus (gray bichir), 3485 nucleotides long. RefSeq names its product PPFIA binding protein 2b (gene ppfibp2b). Bases 326 to 3337 code for a protein of 1003 amino acids. The transcript has 30 exons. The record is from RefSeq and is a predicted model, not a curated record. Lineage: Eukaryota; Metazoa; Chordata; Cladistia; Polypteriformes; Polypteridae. Gene Ontology annotation, cellular component: presynaptic active zone. Gene Ontology annotation, molecular function: protein binding. Gene Ontology annotation, biological process: neuromuscular junction development.
CGAUGAACUCGCAUUGUUCAGGGUGUCCGGUUCCAACCCUGACACGCCUCUGUAAUCACAUGAUAGGAGAAUGGGAGAAGGACUUCUCUCUUGAAUUAUGGCGACAGCAACUAUCUGUGGGACUCGGGCUGAGCUGUUGUGUCAAAGUGACAAGUCGAGGAGCCGCACCGCGAACGCACAAGAAGGCGAAGAAGUGCGGAAAGUGGAACUUUGAUCGGACUCUCGCAUCUGCGCUGAUCCAUUUACCAGUAGCACGACUGCCAGUCAGAAAAGGCUGAGCAUCCUGGAACAUCUUGUAGCAUACUUAAUGAAUUAAAGUUUUAAAAUGUCAUCAGACGCUAGCCAUAUGCUGGAGGCUGCCUUGGAACAAAUGGAUGAUAUUAUUGCAGGUUCCAAGGCUGUAACAGAAUAUACCAACAGCAUGUUCGAUAUUGGUUCACCAGGGUACUUAGGCUCCUUGCAAGUCUUGCAGCUUGUGGAAGAACUGAAAAUGGCUUUGCAAUUUCUGUCCAAUGGAGAGGAAAAGGAGUCUUUAAGAGAUCAAAUUCCAGAGGCUACCAUUCUGUAUUUAACUAAAUGGUUAGAAAGAGGCACGGUACAUCUUCGCUCACCUGUAAACAAUGAAACCUACCAAGAGCGACUGUCACGUUUAGAAGGGGAUAAGGAGUCACUGGUACUGCAGGUUAGUGUAUUAACCGACCAGGUAGAGGCUCAAGGAGAGAAGAUAAGAGACUUGGAGAGCUCUCUGGAGGAACACCACCACAAGCUUAACUCAACAGAAGAAAUGCUCCAACAGGAACUGCUGAGCAGGACAUCUCUUGAAACACAGAAACUGGAUCUCAUUGAUGAAGUUUCAAACCUCAAGCUGAAGUUAGUUGGCAUGGAAAAGGAACAGCGUGAUUGUGAACACAAACAGCACAAGGCUGAGUCUGUGGUAAACCUGAUUAGUGAACUACAGGAGCAGAUGUGUAGAUUUCAGCAGGAGAUCAAUAUCCGAAUCCUGGAAAAAAAUGCGCAGGAACACAGACCUGCUGAAUGUAAAGAUAAGGAGCUACAGCAAGACACAAAUCCCACCCUGAGUGUUUCUAGUUAUGGACUGCAUUGUUACUGUGGUGGGGAGAAAGGUUUACUGCAAGAACUGAAGAUGCUGAAAAAUAAAGUUGAAGAGCUAGAGGGGGAAAAGUCACAAUAUGAACGGAAACUCAAAGCCACUAAGGCUGAAAUAAUGAAUCUUCAGCAGCAGUUAGAAACAAAAGAUGCUGAAAUUGAAAGUCUGCGAAAUCAGAUGGCACUCAGAGCCCCUAUACAAAGUGACAGUACAGAGAGAGAGGAGGUUUAUAGGAGAAGGCUGAAAGAAAAACAUCAAGAAUUGCAACGACUGAAAAUUGGAAUGGAGACUUUGCUGACCGCUAAUGAGGAAAAGGACCGUCGAAUUGAAGAACUCACAUUACUGCUAAAUCAAUAUAGAAAGAUAAAAGAUGGUCCAACAUCAGGCAUUUGUGAGCGGAUACCAUCAGACAGCAGUGAAGAGCUCAAUGGAACUGGAAAAAUAAGGAAUCCAGUUUAUAAAGUUCAGCCACAAAUAAUCAGAACAGAGACACCACCUAGGGGGCCAUCACCAUCUUUAGUUUCUCCUUCUUCAGUAGAAAAGGAGGUGGACAGCAGGACACAACAGAAGAUGUUAUCCAGUAGUCUAGAAGAUCUACAAAGUGGAUCACUGCCGAAGCAUGUAGUUGGCGAACCAGUAGAACCAGUUGUAUCACCAGAGAACAAAACUUUUUUUGAAAAUAAUAAAUAUCAGACACUUCCAGGGAAAUUCUCUCGAGUUAAUCAGAACGGAGACAGUGAAAAACUGAAGUCCCCAAAUUUCCAAAGAAUAAAAGAUGGUGCAGAAGAAAAUGAUUUUAGCCUAAAUAUAGAACAUGGAUGGAUAGAUCGCAGCAGGAGUGCCAGUGCUCCAGCAUUAGGCAAAACAGAAAAACUGGAUGACUCAACACCAAGUCCCUCUGACCUUUCACCCCGCUCCUCUGGGGUUGACUCUGGACCGCAGUCACCAGGCUCUCCAGAGAACAAGAAGAGUCCUAAGGGGAUCAAAAAAUUUUGGGGCAAAAUUAAAAGAACUCAGUCAGGUAACCUUAAUGCUGAUGAUUUGGGCCCUUCUGAAUUCCGAAGAGGUGGAUUGCGUGCAACAGCAGGACCACGACUUGCAAGGACUACAGACUCUGAAAGCAAUAUCAGUGACUAUACAGCUCCUUUUUCCCAGUGGAAGAAUGAACAGGUCUGUAGCUGGUUGGAAGAAUUUGGUCUGGGUCAUUAUGUGAAUCUGACGAGACAGUGGGUAAAGACUGGACACACACUGCUGACAGCCACUCCUCAAGAUAUGGAAAGGGAAAUGGGAAUUAAGCAUCCCCUGCACAGAAAGAAACUUCAGCUGGCUGUUAGAUCAUUUAAUAUGAAACUGAACGAAAAAUCAGCAGCACUGGAUCAUAUAUGGGUGACUCGAUGGCUGGAUGAUAUAGGUCUCCCUCAGUACAAAGAUCAGUUCAAUGAAGCAAGAGUUGAUGGAAGGAUGCUUCAGUAUUUGACUGUGAAUGACCUUCUUUUUCUUAAAGUUACCAGUCAGCUCCAUCAUCUCAGUAUUAAAUGUGCUAUUCAUGUGCUCCAUGUUAACCAGUUCAAUCCAAAUUGCCUGCGGCGCAGACCAGGAGAUGAGCACAACACAACUCCUUCUGAAGUGGUACAAUGGUCCAAUCAUAGAGUAAUGGAAUGGCUGCGUUCUGUGGAUUUGGCAGAGUAUGCACCAAAUCUCCGAGGUAGUGGCGUGCAUGGUGGGCUCAUUAUUUUAGAGCCUCGCUUCAAUUCUGAUACAAUGGCAAUGCUUUUAAACAUUCCACCCCAGAAGACGCUUUUGAGAAGACACUUGACUACCAACUUCAACACCUUAAUUGGUUUAGAAGCACAGCAAGAAAAAAGAGAGUUCAUGGAAUCUUCCACAUACACAUCUCUGACAACUACUGCAAAAGUCCGGCCAAAGAAACUUGGAUUUUCAAACUUUGGACAUUUAAGAAAGAAAAAGUUGGAUGAUUCUGUUGAUUAUAUUUGCCCAAUGGACAGAGGCCAUCCUGCAAUAAAUGGAACCCAAGACUCCUAUGGAGGAGUCAGAGGACUUAGUCCAAUCUUUGACAAGGACUUGGAUGAACUGGUUCAGAUAGAGGUUACAGAAGGGACAAUGAAACAAAUUGGUGUACUCUCUGAUGGCAUCAGUAACCUUACGUAUAUGUUAAGCCACGAUGAGUUUCUGAAGGACAUCAGACGAGGUGAUGCUGCAACACUUUAAGAAGAAAACGCCUUCUAACUUGCUGAUUGACCAAGUAAACAACCACCAUACCUCUGCUUUAUUAAGGAAACAGUUAAAGAGCUUUUGCAAAAAAGGCAAAUGUUUCUAAAUUAAAGCCCUGUAAGAUGGUGUAAAUGAUUUAAUUUGC